AUGAGUAGCACAACAGAUCUAACUCCUACCCUCAUCGGUAUUUAUGACUCUCUCCUGGAACCGACGAAGAGUCUCCGUCCCGGGACAACUUGCCCAGAAACAGCUAAAGAUGCACGAAACGACCCACCGCUCAGAGAAAAUAUUAUGACAGAGAAAAAGGACAAAAUGGUAGCCAGCCCACAGAAAGAUCCAGCCAAACUAGCUGGCAGCGUUAAACUACCUAUAGCGACGGUCAACAAGAGUUCGCUGUACACAUUACGAACUAAUAAUAAUGGAGCUGAGAAAAACGAUGAUAAAGAAGUACAAACAGUCAAAGAAACGAAACAGGAGACAUCAAUACUCUCCCCGAACGUCAAACGAAUGAUCUCCAGUGCCUCUGAAACAUCCACACUCAAGUUCCAAAAGAAAACCAUUUCAGUAGGAAGAUCAUCUACAAGACGAUGUAACAUACCAUUAGUAGGCGCGACUUCCAAAAUAUCGCAGUCUGGUGUCGAUAUAUUACCUUCAAUGGAAAUAUAUGAACAGCCAAUCGGUCUGAAACCAGUCCAUCAUGAAUCACCAGCGAAGACGAUACAAAUUAAACCCGAAUUCAAGAUCGAUGAAGAACAAACGACUUACGACGUCCCAACAAAUAAUAGACCAGCCAUCUAUGACGUGCCCAACCCAAAGACAGCCUUCGAAUCGCUAUCACUGCCUUACAUCGACCAAUCAAUAGAGCUAUCAAUAUCCUCGAACGAUAGAGAAUUCGACACGAAACUAUCAUCGAAGGACAACUCUCCAAUGAAACCAGAACCGAAAACAUCAACUCCUGAAUCAUCACCAGCGAAAAUACCCAAAACUUUAAGCGGGACAAACAGUUUACAUAGAAAAGAUUUCGUACCAAAAACCAGUUCACCGAAGCUCACGAAAACUGGUUAUCCUGAAACUAUAGUAUCGACUGGCAAUCUUAAAAUGAUCCAUGAGAAGGAUUCAAUUAGGUUGAAUCCUCCCAUAGAAGUAACGAGACCUCUAUCAAUGAGCUCAAUAGCGUCUUCUAGUUCAACCUCAAGCAGUGGCGUUCAGAACAAAGGUGGAGUGAACUCAGCCUAUCUAGCGUCCAUAGAGAGUCUCGAUGAUCAUAGCGAUGCUGACACAUCAAGAAAUGGAAGCAGCAAUUUCAUGAACAACGCUGGCGUACUAAAAAACGCUGCCUCAGAAGAAACUCGCACGGAACUACCUAGGCAGAAUACAUUCGAGGAAAUGUCGGGUCUAUCACAACUGGAACGAGUCUGUGCCGAGAUCGUCACGACUGAGAAUGUCUACGUAGAAGAUCUGAGGCAAGUCGUUGAGGGUUACUUACACGUGUGGCGAAGAGACUCCACCUUCUCAGAGGAACAGCUAUCAGAACUCUUCAACAAUAUAGAAGAUAUAUACGCCUUUAACAAAUCAUUAUGCAGCGAAUUAAACUCUUGUAAGCUAGACGCUACAUGUAUAGCGCGGUGUUUCGUAAAUAAUACAAGCGGUUUUUCCGUAUAUACGUCAUAUUGUACCGGAUAUCCGGUCACUAUGGAGAGGCUCGCUGAACUAGCGAGGACAGAGAGUGCAAGAGAAUUCAGGGAGAGACAGAUUGUUUUACAGCAUCCCUUACCACUCGCGUCAUACUUACUGAAACCUGUACAGAGGAUAUUGAAGUACCACUUAUUGUUACAGAACGUGGUGAAGCAAUGCUCUUCUAAAGAGACGGAAUACGCUUUAUUAAAGAUGACUGGAAUUGCGCAACAUAUUGAUGACAUGAAGAGACGACAUGAACACGCGGUUAGAGUACAGGAAAUCCAGUCGUUACUGUACGGGUGGAACGGACCUGACCUAACGACAUACGGAGAGUUGUGUGCUGAAGGGACUUUUAGAGUUUUCGGCGCGAAGGCUAUGAGACACGCCUUCCUCUUCGACAAGAUGCUUCUGGUGACGAAGAACAGGGAAGACGGGAUACUGGCUUACAAGUCACAUAUUAUGUGUAACAACAUGAUGUUAGUGGAAUCUAUAGCGGGUGCUCCGCUUUCGUUCCACGUCAUACCGUGGGACGCGCCGCGGUCUCAGCUGACCUUACAAGCAAGAUCGGCGAGACACAAACGAGAAUGGACUUUAUUAUUGAAGAGAGUCAUUUUGGAGAACUACAACGCUGUGAUACCGUCGCACGCGAGACAGUUAGUGAUGGAACUGGGACAGAAUAAAACUGACGAUGACAUACUAGCUGAGAAAUCACACAAUCUCAUCACUCAAGCUUCAAUGAGGAAACAAUUAUCCGCACCCGAAUAUUUAGAGAAACGAAAAAUAGAAAGAGAACGAAGAAAAUCAUUUGAGAAUGGAGUUAGAGGAAGAUUUAAGAAGAAUAGGAAAUAUAAUACAAUAAGACAUACAAGAGAUUGUGAUUGUAUUCAAUACUCUAUUGAUAAAGGAAUUGAUUAUACAUGCGACAACUGUUAUAUAGAUUUAUGUUCUGAUUGUGAAGCUGAUUUAAAUAAAUGUAGCUGUAAAGAUGAAGUACGUGAUAAAUGUAUUGAAUGCGAAAGAAUUAAUAUAGAAAGAGGUAGUUCUGAUAGGAUAGAAAGAAAAGUAUGCAAAUGUAUAGACUUUAAAUCAUCACAGGAGAGCUUCACUAAAGAAUUCGGUUCAUCUUUGAAUAAAACAAGAGGUUAUCACUCAUCUGAUAAUAUUAUUAAUUACACUGAUAAUAAAGAAGAAAUUAUUGAAGCUAAUAGUACGAUAGCCGCUAAAGCUAUAACAAAAACAUGCUUGAAAUGCUCUAAGAUAAAAGAAAAUAUACCAGUGACUGAUACGUUUGUAUUGAACAGACGGAAGUCAAGAUGCAAUGAAAUAGAUAAAUAUAGACCGGAUACACUUAGGUCUAAGUCAAAAGACGAUCCACAAAGAUCUAAACUAUCGAAAAUAGGCACUUGGAGACGGAAAUCAGAACCAGGGUUGCAAAAUACUAUCAUUAUAACGAAGAAAACGCAAGACAGUGAUACAGAAAGAAUUGAUUGUAAGGGAGGAGAGAAAAUUGAGUUCGAAUGUAGGAACUGUGGAGCUAAUAAGAUAUCAAGGAAAAUACGUAAUGAAGGCAUCAUAUCUGACCCGGAACUAGAUAAUAGAAAACGACCUCCGAGUACAAUCAAACAUAACAUAGAAAUAAAAAUGUAUAACACUAAACAUAUACCAAAGAAGAUCUCCAAGAUUAAGAAAAACAGAGCGAAAGGAUUACGAAUUGGUUCUGAUACAACCACUAGAUUCUAUACAGACUUCUCAACAGAUGUCUCUACAGAGAAUAUAUUACAUAUAACAGAAUCAAACGAGAGUCUACACGCUGAGAAACCAAUUUUACCGGAAACUAUAAGUAAAGACGAAGAUAUUGAUGAAGAGACGUACAAAAAACUUAUAGAAAAAACAGAUUCUUUCAAAAAGAACGAAUUAGAAAAGGUUAAAUACUUGAAUAAACAGAAUAUCAUCAAUGAAGCGGUCGAAGAUGUUAUAUCUGGUGAAACCCAAAUACAAGAAACUUGCGAAGACACAGAACAACCAUUGGAACAAAUUAUAUCACAAUUACUGAUGCAAAAUAGAGAGUUUCAAAAACUAUUAAAGAAACAACAAUUACGUAAUACAGCUCAAAGAAGACAUCAAAGAUUGUUGAAAUCACAUUCAAAUCCCGACGCGGUUAUAACGAAAAACGAAUUAUCGAAAUUCAAACCGAAAUAUAUAAGACAAAUGUCUGAUAACAUAGAAUUGAAUAUAGAAGAAAAUAAUGACUCAAACAAUCAUAGUGAAGAGGAUUUAUCUGAUGGAGAUCAUAUAUAUGAAACAUUACGAGUAGAUAAUAUACACGAAGAUUUACACGGUGACAAGGAAGAUAUGAAAGAUAUUCAACACACACAUACGAAAACAAAACGACUAUUAACUAGCGAUGCUAAUGUUAGUGGACCCGAAUCAGAUUAUAUAUAUCUAUCAUUCGAUCAAAUCAAAAACGAUAGUUUAACCGACGGAAUAUACGACGUACCAGUUAAAACACCAGAAAAAGUUACUGAUACCAAAACAAAUGAUUAUUACGUUAGUAUGGAGAAUAAAGGACCGGCUACGAACGAUAAUAUUUACGACAAUCUGAUAGACGUGCGACGAAGAAAGAAAGAUUUACAGAAUACACAGAGCGAUUACUUACCUAUGAGUCCCGAACAGAGUCCGAAUACUCCCGAAGUAUGGUUGAGUCGACAAAAAGAACAUUUCAAUGUAUCCAGAGAUCGUAAAUCCGGGUCCUUACCGCGAAGCUUCCAAGUGAUAACCCCUGGACAGGAAGAUCCUAAUCUAAGCACGUUCAAAUGCAAACCUAACAGCAACAAAACGUAUUUGAACAGAGACGGAAAAGUUAUGAGCGUUGAUAGACCAUUCACUAUCGCGUCCGAUCAAAGUGAAAUAAGUUACGAUGAUGUUGAGGCUUACAUGAGCGAAGGAGACAUAUUAAAGUUUAAUAACAAACAGAAAAGUAAAGAAGAAGAUUAUAAUCAAGAUAUUAGCAGAUCAACAUUGGAAUUAGAAGAGGAAAUUGAUAGAUGCUAUAAGAACAAUUUCGAGAAAGUCGACUUAGACGCCAGCAAAUGUGAAAACCAGUUGAAUUCAUCGCAACCUAAUCUAAACGUAUCCAUGACGUCAUCAUGCGAAGCUCUCACCAUAGAACAGAACGAUGACAAAAAUAAACAUGACGUAGUACAUCCAGAACAUAAAAUAUACAAACCUACUACGAACGUUCUAUCCCUCAAAAACGUUCUAAGUCGUUUCAAAACUAGGACUCCGCCUAAAAGCGUAGAUGACUGCGAAGUCAAUACAAACGACUCUGAAAAAACUGAACUAAAAAGUCCUACCAGUGAGAAACGAUCGGCUUUGAAUCCUAGGAGUUAUUCCAAAAAUUUACUCCAAAGAUUCAGAAGCAUAAUUAGCGAUGAACAUCCCGAUGAUACUCAAAACAAAAGCAAAAACGAUGAUACACAUACAAAUAAGAGUGACAUCAAAGUCAUAAUAACUUCAACAGACAAUAGUCCAACGAUAUCUAAUAUUGUUUACACGUUAAACAGUGACGCGCUCAGUAAAAGUGUGUGUGAUCACACAACUAUGAGUGAAAGUCAGAAAGAGAUUAACAAAUUGGAGAUAAUGUCGCAAAGCUGUGAAGAUAUACAGAGACAGGCAUUCAGACCUAAUUACGAAAAGAGUAUAAGUAUGGUCACUAAUAUGACCAGUUCAGUAAUCACGCAAUCACCGUCAAAGUCAAACAAUAGUUCUUACCAAAGUUUGAACAAAUUACCAGUUUAUAUGCAAGGCAGCAAACACUUGGGCGCGAGGAUAGCGCAAUCAGAUUACGUCGAUCCAACUACAUUAAUCAACGAAAAGAAUAACUUAAAUAAGGUCAAUGUCCUCAUUAACAAGAACGCUUUAAGACCGGACAGUUUGUUCUCAAAUUCGUCCUUCGUGACGUCAUCUAGCGAAAGUACAUAUCAAGAGAGCCAUACUAAAGUCACCAGCCAAAUAAGCGAAAGGUCAUUGACCUCAAAAGUAAAUUCAGAUGAGAGUUUCUAUGAGAAAUCCUUCGAGAAAAUUGAAAAUAUCACCGACGAAGACAUGUUCAGAGAUUCCGCUGUGUACUCUGAUCAAGAGGAAAUAGAGGAUCAUGAUGAGACGAAAAAAACAGUUGUAAAUAAACAUAUAGGCAACGCACAGAGAGUUACAGUUACUACUAGUAAUACAGAGAAAUGUAACGUACAGACGAGAAUAAUAAAUAAGACAGAAACACAGAAGAAUAUACACCAUAGAAUAGAAAAGUCUUUAAGCAGAGAGAAGAUUAAUAAACCUAAACUAGCACCACCUGUACCGGUUAAACCAAAAAUAACAAACACCCAAACUGUUAACAGUAAAAACACAAUUAAAUACAAAGAAGCAUCGUCUUCAUCCGAAUCAAUAAACCGAACUCUCAAAAGAAAUACAAGCUAUAGGACCUCAAACGCGAAAUCUGAAUUCAUGAACCCGACAAAGGAAAAAACCAACGAAAAAACAAAAGUCGAUCCAGUUAACGUAAAAACUGAACCACAAGAAACCAUACAAAUUAAAAGAUUAGGCUUCGAAAGAGCGAGCUUGGAUUCAGCGACACGAAAACUAAAAGUUAACGAAAGAAGAACAGAACAAACAACGUCAAAAUCAGUUCUGGAAAGAAGAUUGGAAUUGGAGAAAAUAACUAAAAGUCAAUCCAACGAUAACCAACCGGCUAAACUACAAGUUAAACCAGCUGUUAAACCUAAAUCAAUUACAUCAAAAGUUGCGUCAUUCGAGAGAAGUGUCAGCGAAAUUGCCAGAGAAAAUAAAACAUCUAGAAACUUCACGAAUAAAGUCGACAACGAAGAACAAGAUCCCAAAGAAAGUUGGGUCAAACAAGUUGUUAAUAAAUUCCAAUAA
This is a messenger RNA of Danaus chrysippus (African queen), 6462 nucleotides long. NCBI's taxonomy places the organism in Eukaryota, Metazoa, Arthropoda, Insecta, Lepidoptera, Nymphalidae. The record is from the annotation of a GenBank genome assembly.